Lutzomyia longipalpis is the source of this 1518-nucleotide messenger RNA. RefSeq names its product farnesyl pyrophosphate synthase-like. The coding region runs from base 118 to 1140 and encodes 340 amino acids. Gene Ontology annotation, biological process: trans, trans-farnesyl diphosphate biosynthetic process. NCBI's taxonomy places the organism in Eukaryota, Metazoa, Arthropoda, Insecta, Diptera, Psychodidae. The record is from RefSeq and is a predicted model, not a curated record. The transcript has 4 exons. Gene Ontology annotation, molecular function: (2E,6E)-farnesyl diphosphate synthase activity; dimethylallyltranstransferase activity. Gene Ontology annotation, cellular component: cytoplasm.
GAACUUUCUCUUACCUUUUGUAAAAUUUUCUCAACUGUUAGGUGAGAAGGUGGAUUUCUGUUCUUGGAAACUUUGUGUUUAUUAGGUAAUUUAAUUGAAAAAAAAUUAAAGUGAAAAAUGGGAAAAAUUGUUGAGAAAAGUGUUCUAUUUGAAGAAGUUCUUGUGGAACUUAAAGAAUUCGCCGCGUUGCAAAAAUGUGAUACGGAGUAUUUAGAGAGGAUGUUGAGAUAUCAUAAUGAGAAUAUUUUUGGUGGUAUACUGUAUUUGGACUUGUUCAAGGCGCUAGCUCCACCGUCAAGGCAAACUGAUGAAUACUACCAGCUUGUAGUCUAUCUGGACCUAAUUGUUCAUAUGGGCAAUAUAGCUCUUGUAUUUUUAGACGAUUUGCUGGAUGGAGACGAUAUACGAUUUAAGAAAACAUGCUGGUAUAAGAUUGUUGGCUAUGGAGCUGCAGCCAAUGAUGCCGUGAUCAUUAUUGUUUCACUUUUCAUUGUCCUUAAGAAUCAUUUCUCCCAUCUUGAUUGCUACAGCAAACUGUCUGAGGUUCUAGCUGAAUCAUACUUCCACAUUUCACUUGGUCAGCAACUCGACACGAAGUUUGCCUCUGCGAGCUUUGAUGACUUCACUGAGGAAAACUAUGAUAUUCUCCUGAUGAGUAAGUCUUCAUGUACAUUCGCAAUCAUCAUUAGGGGUAUCCUGUGUCUUGCUGGUGUGGAGGAUUUGACCGUCAUCAAGAAAGCUACGGACUUCUUUAAUGACUUAGGACGUUUGGCUCAGUCACAGAAUGACUUUUGGGAUUGUUUCGACUACAUGGGAUCAGAAGUUAAGACCGGAACUGAUAUUUCGACCAGGAAGUGCUCAUGGCUGUCCGUUCAGUGCAUCAAACUUGCAACGCCACAACAGAGGGCCAUCUUCAAUGAGAACUACGGGAAGAAAGACCCAGAAUGUGUGGCUAGAAUUAGGGCGCUCUACAAUGAGAUGAACCUACAACAGGUCUACAAUAAAUUCCUCAAGGACAGCUAUGAGAAUUUAUGUGAACAAAACCCAUUUGGAAGUGACAAAUGUGCAAAGGAAUCACAAAAGAAGGUGUUGGAGUCAUUUUUUGGGAAGGAUUUUGCACAUGGGAAAUUUUUACGAUAGAUAAUCUUAAGAUCUAGGUAUCCUUCUAGGUCUUCUAGAUAUCCUUUAUGAAUAAAAGAACGAACGGAAUCUACAAAUUUAACCAAAUAUGUUUCAUGUGUUGGAUGACCCAAUAAGUAACAUAAAGCAGCACGAACAUGACCUAUUUAAUAAGAAAAAUGUUAAAUAGUCUCUAAGAGUUCUAGACUAAAUUCAUCUUUAUGUAUGCUAUUUAUAGAACAUUAAAGCAUAAUGCUAAACAUUAGAUGUCAAUCAUGGGUAGCACACUUUUAUUUCUUUACUGACAAGCAAGGUUCACAGAAUGCAGUCAAUAAUGCAAUAAUUUCUGUGACGUUGUAUAUCGGAAAAUUGGGAAAAUAUAUGAUUUUGAUACUUUUA